Fimicolochytrium jonesii is the source of this 1860-nucleotide messenger RNA. RefSeq lists its product as uncharacterized. The record is from RefSeq and is a predicted model, not a curated record. NCBI's taxonomy places the organism in Eukaryota, Fungi, Chytridiomycota, Chytridiomycetes, Spizellomycetales, Powellomycetaceae. Gene Ontology annotation, cellular component: nuclear body; RecQ family helicase-topoisomerase III complex. Bases 1 to 1860 code for a protein of 619 amino acids. Gene Ontology annotation, biological process: resolution of meiotic recombination intermediates; double-strand break repair via homologous recombination. The transcript has a single exon.
AUGCAGUGCACCCAAUCCCAGCCCCCACCCCCCAUCCCACCCAGCCUCCUCCCCCUCCUCACAACCCGCGGCUUCCACGUCCACCCAACCUGGCUCUCCGAAUGCGUCGCCUACCUCCGCUCCUCAGCCCCCGCGCCAAUCACUACCGACGCCCAGCUUCUCGACAACGUCGUCAACCAAAUCCUGCUCACGGACCUCAAGAGCGGGAUUAUUACGCGGAGGGUGAUUCCGGGGAAUGUCGGGGAUGCGCAUGGGGUUGUUCUUGGAGCGGAUGGGGGGAGGAAUAGGGCGGUGGUGCUGCAGGUGGAGGAUGUGAUGGAGGUCGGGGUAUCGAAGCAUACGUUGCUGGAGAUGGUGAUCGACCAAAAACCCAAAAAAGCCGAGCCGGGGAUGCCGCCCACCCCUGGGAUGCGAAAUCGUCCACCGGCAACAACGCCACCACGCGUUAAACUCCCGCGCAAGAUGCUCCGGUUGGUCUUGACGGAUGGGUUCAGCUGCAUCACGGCGAUGGAGUGUGGGUUUAUUCCGGGGUUGAGUGUUGAUAUGCCGUUGGGGGUGAAAGUUGGGGUUGAGGGGGGGAUGGUUAGGAGGGGGGUGUUGUUGUUGCAUACGGGGGUGUGUAGGGUGUGGGGGGGUGGGGUUGCGGAGAUGAAUGCUGUGGAGCCGGCUGUUAGGUUGGAGGGGGUGUUGAGGGGGAUGGUUGGUGGAGGUCUGGGAGGUGGAGAGGGGGCAGGGAAUGGCCAUGCGCAUCCAGGCGGUGCGGGAACUGUGAACAUGAAUCAGGGUGGUGGGAAUGAGAAUAUGCCGCCGGCGAUGCACGGAGGUGCGGGCGGGACAUCGAAAUCAACAUCAGCACAACGAUGCACAUAUCAAGAAACAACAGCCGCACCAACAACCCGUCGUAUCUCAGCGCUCCCCCCUAUCUCCCACGCAACAACCACCCUCGCACCACCACCACACCCAGACCCAACCGACUCAGACAUGGACUACGACAUUCCCCUCGACAUCGACCUCGACCUCACACACUACAUCCCCGAAACGCCCCUUAAAACCCGCCCUCACCCCUCCAUCCCUCACUCCACAACAACAACAACAACAACAACAACACUCAUAGACACCAUAACAGAAAUCGAAUCCGACAACGACGACGACCUCGCCUUCGAAUCCGCCCUCCUGGCCGUGGAGCACGAUCUAAGUCUGACGUCGCAGCAGAUCGUCUCGCCUUCGGUUGCGAGUUCGGGGUCGACCACCUCUGGUGGAGAUGGGACACCUCCAAUCAACCAUAACGUCGCCGUUGGGGUCGCGUCACCUGCGCAUGUUGUCGACGUCGAAGAAGCACCACCACCACCAAAUAAACCAUCCCCCCCAAUAAUCAAAACCCCCCUCCGCCGGCGUCGCAAACUCAUCCCCCGCCACGCCACCAAACGCCCCUCCCCAACAACAGCCAACCCCUUCCUCGACCUCUCCGCCGCCCUCUCACCUGGGUCCAAUUCCUCCGACUCCGGCGACGAACAACCCCUCCCCAACGAAGACUGGGACAAAGACUUGACCGGUUUCGUAGUCAGCAACUCGGCAGGGUCUACACCGUCUUCUGCCGUCAAAUCGGUGGGGAAAUCACCCGCGUCUCUGAGAGCGUUCUACGCCAAAUCUCUCCUGUCGCCGGCGGUCGGCGGGUUGGGGAGACGGGUAGGCGGGGGGUAUCGGUUUGCAUGGGGACGGUCGACGCCUGGUGUGAGACAACGGGGAGGUGUGGGGGAUGGGGAAGAUGGGAGUGGGGAGGAGGAGGAAGGGGAUUUGACGGGGUUUGUCGUUGCGGAUGAUGAGGUUGAGAUGGAGGAGGAGGAUGUUCCGACCGUUUGA